CGCUUGGCUGGCUGGCUGGCUGACUGGCUGGUCAAUUGGAGCAGAACGCCUGGAAGUAGGCAAAAUCCUUCUUUUCCCCCCUUGCAUUACACACACAGACACUCUAGCAAAACAGAAAGAAAAAAAAAAGAAAAGAGCCAGAAAGCCAAACGAAAAGCGUCGUGUAUAUCGGCAGGUAAAACGAAAUGUCGGCGCACAGACGUUAGCCCGUGAAUGUGAUGGACUGUUUCAAUUGUGUUCCGUUUGCAACGAUGCAAAUCCAGAGCAACAUACAGAGCGUCAACUCGAUCUUCGGCUGCAACUCGUCCGGCCACAGCGGCAUCAACCAGCUCGGCGGCGUGUACGUGAAUGGGCGCCCGCUGCCCGACUCGACCCGCCAGAAGAUUGUCGAGCUGGCCCACUCGGGCGCCCGGCCCUGCGACAUCUCCCGCAUCCUGCAGGUGUCGAACGGGUGCGUCAGCAAGAUACUGGGCCGGUACUACGAGACCGGCUCGAUCAAACCGCGCGCCAUCGGGGGCAGCAAGCCGCGGGUCGCGACGGCCGCGGUCGUGUCGAAGAUUGCCGAGUACAAGGCGGAGUGUCCGAGCAUCUUCGCCUGGGAGAUACGGGACCGUCUGCUGUCCGAGGGCACCUGCAACAACGACAACAUACCGAGUGUGUCGUCCAUUAACCGCGUGCUGCGAAAUCUGGCCUCCAACAAGGAAACGUCCUCGCAGAGCAAUGAGACGGUGUACGAGAAGAUCAAGCUGUUCAACAACACCAGCGGCCACUGGACCUGGUGCCAGAACAUUGGCAGCGGCCAGUUCAACUUCUCCUCCCAUCCCAUACCGCAUCUGUCGCUGAAAACCUCCACCGAGCAACCAACGAAGCCGGCGAACUGCUGCCUGGAGGAGAUGAGCGACAAGUACUCGUCCGAGGACGACGAAGAUUCCGAGCUGCGGCUGAAGCUGAAGCGCAAGCUGCAGCGCAACCGCACCUCGUUCACGAACGAGCAGAUCGAAAACCUGGAACGAGCAGAAUUCGAGCGCACCCACUAUCCGGACGUGUUUGCCCGCGAGCGACUGUCGGAGCGGAUCCAGCUGCCGGAAGCGCGCAUACAGGUAAUGUUACUGUGCCCGGUUGCACAGUGGCUCAGAGGUAACAGAGGUAAUAUGGCAAUCCUUUUGUGUUGAUUGAGCACCGAUUGAUAAACCGAUAGCGAUAAAAGAAGAUAACGUUGGGAGUUAUGAAACAGGUAUUACAGCUUUCGAUUUGGAGGCUGUUUCGGUAAGUUGGAUUGACAGUUUACAGCAACCGGGGAGCAUCCAGAUACGUUCACAAGGAAAGGAAAGGUCCUGGAAUCAAUUGAAGUCGCGAAGUAGCCCCCAUCGAAGUCUCAUCUGCGAAAGAGCUGCGAGGUACUACAAAACAUGGUAAUUGGCUAGAUAAAUAUUAUUUUUCAGCAUCUGGGCAUUAAGAUCCAUCAAGGAGAGCAGAGCUCCAUUAUUGUACUGCGCCUCAUCUGAGAACUUGUUAUAGGUAAAGUUAAAAUUUCCGUUGAAAUAAAAACAAUCCUUCCAAUCAAGA
This is a messenger RNA of Anopheles arabiensis, 1566 nucleotides long. It is a transcript of the gene toy, whose product is annotated as paired box protein Pax-6. Gene Ontology annotation, biological process: regulation of transcription by RNA polymerase II; anatomical structure development. The transcript is spliced from 5 exons. The record is from RefSeq and is a predicted model, not a curated record. Bases 219 to 1172 code for a protein of 317 amino acids. NCBI's taxonomy places the organism in Eukaryota, Metazoa, Arthropoda, Insecta, Diptera, Culicidae. Gene Ontology annotation, molecular function: DNA-binding transcription factor activity, RNA polymerase II-specific; RNA polymerase II cis-regulatory region sequence-specific DNA binding.